AUGGUUAAUAAUUAUAUGAUUGUUGCAUUUGGUAUAAAUAUAACAGAAACAAUACUUACAUCAUUAGAAAAUAAUAAUAUUCAUAAGUUAGAUAUGAGAGAUCCAUUAAAAUUUAAAUGGUCUUUUCUUUCCGAUUUUGAUAGUUCUGAUGAUUCUCUUGUCACAACGAAUUCUACAAUUCAACCUAGCGUUUAUUCAGCUUCUAGAUUAGGAAUACGCAAUACUGUCAUAAUAUUAUUUGUAGUGAUAGUCUUUAUAUGCAUAUACAUUUUUUAUAAAGCAAAGCAAUAUAGACGUAAGAUUAAGAAUAAGAAUAUUUAUCAACAAAAUAUAUCUAUUAAUGAAAAUAUAUCUAUUAGUGAAGAAUUGGAAAAAGUUACGACUUAA
Molecule: messenger RNA, 387 nt
Organism: Rhizophagus irregularis DAOM 181602=DAOM 197198
Lineage: Eukaryota; Fungi; Glomeromycota; Glomeromycetes; Glomerales; Glomeraceae
Source: RefSeq, a predicted model, not a curated record